UUCAGUCAGUCAGACGGUGCCAUGUACUCAACGGGACUUUUAUGGUGGCUAAUGGCACUCGUGGCAUAUGCCGAAGCCACGCCCACUCCCGGCGAUGGGCGGAUUGUGGGCGGCGAGGUGACCACCAUUCAAGAAUUUCCCUAUCAAGUAUCCGUCCAGUUGCACGGCCGGCACAUAUGCGGUGGAGCCAUCAUUGGCACCGACACCGUGCUGACAGCGGCCCAUUGCUUCGAGGAUCCCUGGAGCAGUGCAGAUUACACAGUGCGAGUGGGAUCCAGCAAGCAUGAGAGUGGGGGCCAAGUGCUCAGCCUGCGGCGAGUCAUCGCCCACGGCGACUAUAAUCCCCAGAGCCACGAAAACGACCUGGCGUUGCUCAUCUUGAAUGGCCGGCUCAAUUUCACCGAGCACCUGCAGCCAGUGCCACUGGCCGCAUUAGCGGACCCGCCCACCGCGGACACCCGACUCCUGGUCAGCGGUUGGGGUUUCCAGGCCGAGGAAAGUGCAGUCAGCGGUGAGGUUGGAGUAUCUCCGCAACUCCGUUUCGUGGACGUGGAUCUGGUGGAAUCGAAUCAGUGCCGGCGUGCCUAUAGCCAGGUGUUGCCCAUAACCCGGCGGAUGAUCUGUGCCGCGCGUCCAGGUCGGGAUAGUUGCCAGGGCGACUCCGGCGGACCACUGGUGGGUUACCCAGCAGAGGAAGGACCGGCCAGGCUUUACGGCAUCGUUUCCUGGGGCCUGGGCUGCGCAAAUCCCAACUUUCCAGGAGUGUACACCAACGUCGCUGCCUUCCGCAGCUGGAUAGAUGAGCAGGUGGUCACCAGUAGAUGGAAUGAACUGUUGGCGGGCUGGAGUGGAGUGCAAUAAAGUACAGGAAAAUGUAUAGCAUAGA
Drosophila sechellia is the source of this 886-nucleotide messenger RNA. RefSeq names its product trypsin delta. The record is from RefSeq and is a predicted model, not a curated record. Gene Ontology annotation, biological process: proteolysis. Lineage: Eukaryota; Metazoa; Arthropoda; Insecta; Diptera; Drosophilidae. The transcript has a single exon. Gene Ontology annotation, molecular function: serine-type endopeptidase activity. The coding region runs from base 22 to 861 and encodes 279 amino acids.